CUGGCAACACUGAUUCAACAUGGCCGAUUUAUUUUACAAACACAAAAACACAAGAUACACUUAAAUACACUAAAUUGAAAUUUUUUGUUCGUACAAUUGCUGAGGCAUUAAAAUUCGAAACCGUGGAUACCGUGGUAGCCAAAGAACUCUUCCAAAUGGAAGGAAGUUAUACACAAAAAAAUUUACAAAACAUGGCCGACUCGAGCAAACUCCUGCUUUCAUCGCAGCAGGAAAAGCCCAACCAUUACACCUACCUGAAGGAGUUUCGCGUGGAGCAGUGCACGUCGUUCCUGCAGCACAAGUGCAAUCAGCACAGACCAUUUGUCUGUUUCAAUUGGCAUUUUCAAAACCAGCGGCGUCGGCGGCCAGUGAGAAAGCGCGACGGUACCUUUAACUAUAGCGCUGAUAAUUAUUGCACCAAAUACGACGAGACCACUGGCAUCUGUCCCGAAGGCGAUGAAUGCCCAUUCCUGCACCGAACUGCUGGAGACACAGAGCGCCGGUAUCACUUACGCUACUACAAAACAUGCAUGUGCGUCCACGACACGGACAGUCGCGGUUACUGCGUCAAGAAUGGGCUCCAUUGCGCCUUCGCCCACGGCAUUCAGGACCAGCGCCCACCGGUCUACGACAUCAAAGAGCUGGAGACCCUGCAAAACGCCGAAAUCACCCUGGACAGCACCAAUGCUCUCAAUGCUUUGGACAAGGAGCGCAAUUUGAUGAAUGAGGACCCGAAGUGGCAGGACACCAACUAUGUGCUGGCCAACUACAAGACAGAGCCAUGCAAGCGCCCACCGCGCCUCUGCCGCCAGGGAUACGCCUGUCCCCAGUAUCACAACAGCAAGGACAAGCGUCGUUCGCCUAGGAAAUAUAAGUACAGGUCCACUCCAUGCCCCAAUGUCAAGCACGGCGAGGAGUGGGGCGAGCCGGGAAACUGCGAGGCCGGCGACAACUGCCAGUACUGCCACACACGCACCGAGCAGCAAUUCCAUCCGGAAAUCUACAAGUCGACCAAGUGCAACGACGUCCAGCAGGCCGGCUACUGUCCACGCAGUGUCUUCUGCGCCUUUGCCCAUGUAGAACCUUGUAGUCUGGCCGAAAAGACCUGGGAUCACGAUUUCGCAUUAAGCGAACUUAUUUCCAAUGCUUUGCCCGAUCUCCAGGCCUCGGAUGUGCUUUACUUGGGUGACAAUUUGAACAUUGAUGGUAGUAGUACCAAUAAAAUGUUGGUAGAUGCUUUGGGAAACACAACGAAUUCCAGCAAAUUUUUAAGUUUCUCACGACCCGUGGACAGUCGUUCUUGCUCAUUGGAAGAGAACUCAUUGUCGGCGAGUCUGGCCAAUACUAGCUUAUUAACACGUUCCUCGGCGCCAAUUAACAUUCCUAAUACGACACUAAGUAACUCAAUUAACGAUUUCAACUCAGGUGGCUUCGCCGUCAACAUUCCUAGCAGCUCGCUCACCUACAGUCCAACCAAUCACGCCAAUCUCUUCAAUGUGGAUGCUUUCAACUAUGGGGGCUCCAAUAAGCUCAGCAACUCCCUUUCGGCCGCCACCCAGAACGACAGCAGCCUCUUCUUCCCAUCGCGCAUUAUUUCACCAGGCUUUGGCGAUGGUCUGUCCAUCAGUCCAUCGGUCAGGAUAUCCGAAUUGAACACCAUUCGCGACGAUAUCAACAGCAGCUCUGUGGGCAACAGCUUGUUUGAGAACACCCUGAAUACGGCCAAAAAUGCUUUUAGCCUCCAGUCGCUGCAGUCGCAGAACAACAGUGACCUGGGACGCAUCACCAAUGAAAUCCUGACCAAAAAUGCACAGAUCCACAAGCUAAAUGGGCGUUACGAGGACCUCGCAUGCAAACUGAAGAUUGCCGAGCUACAUCGCGACAAGGCCAAGCAGGAGGCGCAGGAGUGGAAGGAGCGCUACGAUCUAGCCCAGAUACAGCUGAAUCUGCCGGCCGAGCUAAGGGACUUGUCCAUACAGAAACUAAAGCAAUUACAGUCAAAGCUGCGUACUGAUUUGGAGGAGGUUGACAAAGUAUUAUACUUAGAAAAUGCCAAGAAGUGUAUGAAGUGUGAGGAGAACAACCGUACUGUCACCCUGGAGCCGUGCAAUCACCUGUCCAUCUGCAAUACAUGCGCUGGCUCCGUAACCGAGUGCCCCUACUGUCAGGUGCCGGUGAUGACCACCCACACCUAGAAUAUGUUUUACCAGCAACAGGACCAUAAGUGGCCCUUUGGCUGAAAAUCGGAUAGUAGAGGUGGUUUAUGGGGAUCGAUUCGAUUGAGGAUCAAUACCGCGAACAGCAUGACAAUGUGUUACACACAAAGCAAACUUUAGUCCUAAGUUAAAAGAUGAAACUCUUGAUCGGAUGUGUGCAGCCACAUGGCGGCGCAGAAGCGUAUAUAAUUUAUGUAUUUCCACUAUGCGAAUUAUUGUCAUGAAUAUUAGAAAUUACUAGGCACAAACUAUUAAUUGAAUUAGUUAGCAUCUCUAAAUUUAAUUUGUAUCGCUUUUGUUUACAGGAAAGUUUCAAUUUGUACGUCUGACGAUUAUUUUAGCAAGCUAAACGAAUUUGCAAUAUCUCAAUUUUUUUUUAUAUAUAUACAUACAUAUAUUAUUUUUGUCUCACUAUUAAGGUUGCUGCAGAAACUCCUUCCAAACUAAAAUUUAAGGAGAUUCAAAAACAUUACCCGAGGGGACUAAAAGUAUGCAACGAUAAAUGUCUAAUACUUGCAAGGGUUUUCUGCGGCAGCCACUCUUAUAUUUGUAUUUAAAUAUGAUACACUUUCAGUCAUAUUGUACUUUUUACUAGUAUUACUUAAGAAAUUAAGCAACUAACCAAUUGCAAGUUGUAAUUGUUAGAAUGAUAUGAUACAUAUAUAAUAUAUUAAUUUUUCUAGACACUUUUAGCAAUUGACUAUUAACAAAUUUAUAGUAACCAACAAAUUAAUCAAGUUGUCGCAUACAAAGCAGCCAACAAAUACCACAAACAAAAACCACCAGUGAUUUUAUAUGAACCGAUUUUCAAAACUAUUUUAUAUAUAUGUAUGUGUGUUUCAAAACUUAUGAAAAAGCAAAAAACCAACAAAAACAAAAACAAAACUCAAAAGCCAAGACAAGCGUCAAACUGCAACUGACAGAUCAUAAAUCUUAGUCUUUAGUUUUUCACAUUUUAACUGCACAAAGGUCAUUAAGGACAAUUAAAUUGAAUGCGACAACGCUUUUUAUUACUGUAAUGUUCAUUUUGUUUUGUGAAACACAAGUUGAAUGUAUUUUAUUUCGGCGUUACAGAGACACAAAAAUUGCAUACUUGUAUACUCUCAUACUCUCAUUAGGUUACUUUGUGAUUUGAAUAGUGCUUUAAGUACUUACUUUGCAGCUGAUUUUACUUUCUCAUCUAACUUGCAUAUUCUCAACUGGACGCUUCCAAAGUAGUAAAAGAAAAAAAAUAAAAAAUUAAACAAAAAAAAUAAUAAUUGUAUAAAAAAAAAAGAAAUUCAUUAAUGUCAGAGCGUAGUAUUUAAGGUAUAUGAAAUCAAGCAUUUGGCUGAAGGUACAAGAACGAAAGGAAAUGAAUAGGUAUUUAUAUAUAUUAAAACUGCAUUUGAGCGUAGAGUUGAUGAGUGUGAUUUAGAAAGCGUAAACAAUAAAUGUAACUCGAUACAGCGAAACGAACAGAGUUUAAUGAAAAAUGUUAACCAGAGAUAAUGUGAAGCCGUCUUCAAAACAAUUGUAUUUUUCUUGUGUAUAAAAGAAAUAAAGCUAUAAUAUGUAAUCAAUUCAA
Messenger RNA from Drosophila bipectinata, 3783 nucleotides. RefSeq names its product RING finger protein unk (gene unk). The record is from RefSeq and is a predicted model, not a curated record. Gene Ontology annotation, molecular function: metal ion binding. NCBI's taxonomy places the organism in Eukaryota, Metazoa, Arthropoda, Insecta, Diptera, Drosophilidae.